GAUAUGGCAACUCUCAUUAAUUUCUUAUUGACUGAUUGACAGUUUGUUUGACGCGCUCGCUUCACUUGUGUUUUCGUAAUUUUUUUCAAUUUAUUGGAUUUUGCCGUGGAAACUCGCGUAAUAAUUAUUUAUAUUUUAUUGAUUACUGUUUAGUCAUUUCUAUUAUAAAUAUAAUUAACCACAAUGGCUGAUGUGUUAGACAUUGAGAAUUCUGAAGAGUUUGAAGUAGAUGAGGAUGGUGAGCAGGGAAUCGCCAGAUUGAAAGAAAAGGCGCGGAAACGCAAAGGCCGUGGUUUUGGAAACGAAGGCGGGGGUGGAGGGGUAUCAGAAAGAGGAAAUAGAGGAAGAUAUGACAGUCUAGCACCGGAAGGUGAUGGCAACACACCAGGACCUCAGAGGUCGGUGGAAGGCUGGAUAUUGUUUGUGAGCAACGUACAUGAGGAGGCUCAGGAGGAAGACAUACAGAACCAAUUCUCAGAGUUCGGUGAGAUCAAGAACAUCCACCUGAACCUGGACCGACGCACCGGGUUCCUCAAAGGAUACGCACUGGUCGAGUACGAGACAUAUAAACAGGCAGCUAGCGCCCGCGAAGCGCUCGACGGCGCCGACAUCCUCGGGCAGGCGAUAUCCGUGGACUGGUGCUUCGUGAAGGGCCCCACCAAGGGGCACAAGAAGAGGCGGUAGAUAAUACAUCGUUACGCAGUGUUACGUAUUAUAUUUAAUUUCCUAAACCUUCUGCAAGCUAAUACGCAAGAGACACUUAAAAUUUGGUCUUUUUAUCGAAAUAUAUAUGAAAUAAUUACAAAUUAUUAAUGUAAUAAUAAUCUUUGCAUAUUAAUUAAUAAUUAAUGUGCAAGGAUUAGGAAAUAUUUCCAUAAAAGAAGUGUCAGGUGUUUACCUAAUAAAUAAUAGAUGUAAAUAUAGCACAUUGGGUUUUAGGAAGAGAUUCAUCAUUAUAUUUUAUACACUUUGUCACUAUAAAUUGAUAGCCAUUUUUGAGCAAAUUACUUACGUUAUGAGAAAAUUACAUUUUGCAAAGUGACUUUCUGUGUCAAGACCUUGUACUGUACCGUGGAGACUGGAUUCCGUACUUGCAGGGAUGUUUUGAUCCAAAGUACAUAUAUUGCUAUCCCUUUCAUCUUUAACCCAACUUUUUGAAAGGUAUAAUUAUACGGUGAGUACACAUUAUUACCUCUGUGUUACUUUGCAAUACAUAAGAGAGGUCGGGCUAGUGAUGAACCAGAUAGAAUAUGUGUAACCAUGCAUCAAAAAGUUCUUGGGGAGUCCUAGCUUCAUGCACUAUACAUAACGCCAAAGACGUUUGAGAUCUUCAGAUUCGUCUCAUUUCCCAAGCCCUAUGGCUAUUGCUAACAGACAUACAGUCACAACAUACAGCACAUUAACCUACCCAAGUUCAUUGCAAACUCUCCGCGAUUACCACGCUAUAGAGGUUCAUGCAGGGUAACUUGAUGUGCUGUUGACUGUACAUACAUAUUCAAUAUUUAGAUUCAAAUUCAAGCCCUAUCUUGAAAUGUGUGAAUGUUACAAAAGAGAACAGCAAGUAAAAAGUGAAGUUAAAAUGUGGUAAAGAAAGAAAAUAGAAGAAAGUCUUCAAUACAUUCAUUGAAAUCAGAGUAAUAUUGUCAUUUCUGUGAUUGUCUUGUUUAUUAUUGUAGAACAUUUGAAUGAGAAGUACCCAGGGAUUGAAUUGAAAAAAAUUAACAGUUUAUUAUUGUGUAUUUUGUAUUGUAGCACUGUUGAACUAAAAUAUUAUAUCUAGCCUGUAAUGUAAUAAUUAUAAGCUUCCUUUCUAUAAA
Molecule: messenger RNA, 1817 nt
Organism: Plodia interpunctella (Indianmeal moth)
Lineage: Eukaryota; Metazoa; Arthropoda; Insecta; Lepidoptera; Pyralidae
Gene: tsu
Product: tsunagi
Exons: 5
Coding region: 184-684 (166 amino acids)
Biological process (GO): RNA splicing
Cellular component (GO): cytoplasm; exon-exon junction complex; nucleus
Molecular function (GO): mRNA binding
Source: RefSeq, a predicted model, not a curated record